CUCACACAUACAGACACACACACAACACAAACUCGUUGGUUGUUUUGGUCUGGUUCGGGCAGUGUGAAUGUGUCAACAGGACAGUUUUUGUUUAUGGGUCUAAACUCGCAGGUGAAGUUGGCGUUAAUUCUCGUUUGUUUAAGCGCUGUGUGUGUGCUGUGAGGUUCUGGUUCUGAUGAUCCGGUUGGGUUUACUGAGAGCGCUCGUGAACCGUCACAAGCACCGAUGUUUCUUCGGAACACACAGACGCAGAGUGACCCCGGAACAGCUGAACUCUCCGAACCGAGCCCGAGAGCUCGUGUGCCGCAUGAGUCCGGCGGAGAGGAGCUGCUUACUGAAGGAACUGCAGAACAUUCAGUCCAACACUGAAGUUUUCGAGUCUGAUGAUUCGUCUCCACCGACUGCGGCCCAUCUCAGAUACAUUCUCCUGCAAAAUGCACUUCCGUUCGUCGGCUUUGGCUUCCUGGAUAAUGCCAUCAUGAUCGCUGCUGGAACUCAGAUAGAACUAUCCAUUGGAAUAACGUUUGGAAUAUCCACCAUGGCAGCUGCAGCUCUGGGGAAUCUGGUGUCAGAUCUGGCUGGACUCGGUUUAGCAGGUUAUGUGGAGGCUCUGGCCGUGCGGUUCGGGAUGCAGAUUCCUGGUCUGACAGCGAAACAGCUGGACAUGUGGCAGACCAAAGUGACAUCACACUCGGGUAAAGCUAUUGGAGUCACUAUCGGAUGCAUUCUGGGAAUGUUUCCUCUGCUCUUCUUAAGUGAUGAUGAAGAAGAGGAGCAGAAGACGAAGAAUCAGCCAAACUAAGACUGACAGAUCUUCUCUAUGUGUGACACGACACUGUAUUUUUUGCAUUACUUACAGCACCUAAAAUACAAACAUUCACUUGCACAUGUACAAAUCUUGAUUAGGAAGUUUAAACGUUUAAAUGUCA
This is a messenger RNA of Myxocyprinus asiaticus (Chinese sucker), 929 nucleotides long. It is a transcript of the gene tmem65, whose product is annotated as transmembrane protein 65. Bases 176 to 802 code for a protein of 208 amino acids. Gene Ontology annotation, biological process: regulation of cardiac conduction; cardiac ventricle development. NCBI's taxonomy places the organism in Eukaryota, Metazoa, Chordata, Actinopteri, Cypriniformes, Catostomidae. The transcript is spliced from 7 exons. The record is from RefSeq and is a predicted model, not a curated record. Gene Ontology annotation, cellular component: mitochondrion.